AUGGUCAAGUUUAUCAGGUACACCGAAAGUAGCUUCAUGAUGACCGACAUUGCUGGGUCCUCGAUGUCCUUUGGCUUCUAUGGGACUUCUGUCACAAUAGUUGGGGCUAAACGAUUUAAUCAUGGCAAUUACCAAGUUCAAGUGGAUGGGCAAUCUUUUCCUACUUCUAGUGGCCUCUCGUCUGCCGGUUUAUUCAACCAAACAUUGUUCACUACGUCCACAACUCUCGGAUUCCAUGAGGCGACCAUCACAAACCUCGAUAACAAGUUUCUUGACAUCGAUUAUGUCGCCUAUACCACCAAUAUCGGAGAAGAGAACGAGCCUUUGAUUAUCAACAUGUUCAAGGACUCUCACCCUUCCUUCAUGUAUCUGCCUCAGACGUCCUGGGCUCUCCCCGAAUCAUCAGGUUUUUUCGUUGGAGGUUGUGGGCAUGCCACAAGAGAUGCGACUGCGAAUGCCACCUUCAGUUUCCAAGGCAAGCUCAUCAAUAUCGAAAACUCGCCUGGCAUUGACACCACAGAUGACUACCUAGGAAACGCAGUAGCGCUCUACGGCCCUGUCGGCCCAACCAGCUCUGAAUACACUGUCAGCCUGGAUGGCGGUGUCCCAGUGCCCUUCAACGCGGUCAAGCAAUUUUACAGACCGCAGCAGCUACUUUUCUAUGCUGCGAACCUCUCUUCCACGACGCAUACGAUCCAAAUCAGCCUUGGGUCAUCGCGAGGAUCUUUAGCGAUCGACUAUGCCACAGUAUACACUACUCCCUCUCUCGGUGGAAGCUUUGGAACGCCAAUCAUUGAAUCUUCUGACCUACCCAGUCAGAAUGGAGCAGCCGGUCUGAACACGACCAUGUCGUCGGAAGAAUGGAGGUACUACUGUCUCUUUAAAGCCUGCACGUCAGACAACCUUUUGAAUCUCGUAACAGAGGCUUAG
Molecule: messenger RNA, 930 nt
Organism: Cyclocybe aegerita
Lineage: Eukaryota; Fungi; Basidiomycota; Agaricomycetes; Agaricales; Hemipholiotaceae
Source: the annotation of a GenBank genome assembly